This is a messenger RNA of Pieris macdunnoughi, 477 nucleotides long. The record is from the annotation of a GenBank genome assembly. Lineage: Eukaryota; Metazoa; Arthropoda; Insecta; Lepidoptera; Pieridae.
AUGCGCUCUCUGCUGCUGCUGGCGUUGUCAAUUUUCACACCAGGAUCGUGUGACCUCCUUCGGGACAGUGUCCAUGUGACGUCAGCAGCAGCCAGACCUAAUAAUGAGCUUUGGUGCUACAAAUGUCAUGCAGAUGUUCCAGAUGACAAAUGCGCUGACCUUCGGCAUAACAACUCCGCCCUGAUACACAAGUGUAAUAAUGAUAGGCGGGUCUGUAUGGUGAAACGCUUCUCCUACACGACGUCAACGGAAAACUCCACUACGGGUCUGAAAAUGUGGGCACUAGAACGAAAUUGUACGAAGCACUGUGAACCGGGUUGUAUAGUUAUUGGGGAACGCACGAAAUUGUAUGCCUGCACAUCUUGCUGCACAACUUCACUCUGUAACUAUGGUUCUGGAGGUAUCUCCCAUCUUCUACACGGCACUUUAUUGUUACUAUCUCUUAUGACUUUAACAAAUAUCAUUUUAGUUAGAUAA